Phytomonas sp. Hart1 is the source of this 1776-nucleotide messenger RNA. NCBI's taxonomy places the organism in Eukaryota, Euglenozoa, Kinetoplastea, Trypanosomatida, Trypanosomatidae. The record is from the annotation of a GenBank genome assembly.
AUGGCAUUAGAAGGAAUGGAGUUUACCACAAAAUCAUAUCUAGAUCAGAAACCUGGAACAUCAGGGCUGCGUAAGAAGGUUUCGGUUUUUGAGCAAGAGAACUAUAUCGCCAACUUUGUGCAAAGUACCUUUAACGCUUUGCGCCUCUUAAACAGUUUUCCGGAGGUUCUUGUGGUUGGUGGUGAUGGUCGUUAUUACAUGAAAGAGGCAAUCCAAAUUAUUCUGAGGGUCGCCAUGGCUAAUGGUGUGCAAUCAGUGUGGGUUGGUCACAAGGGUCUGCUUUCAACCCCCGCCGUAUCAACCGUAAUACGGAGGCGUUCAGGCGGAUUUAAAGCCCAAGGGGCCUUCAUUCUCACGGCGAGCCACAACCCCGGCGGCCCCGAUGCGGACUUUGGCAUUAAAUACAACACCGCGAACGGUGGGCCCGCCCCAGAGAAAGUAACGGAGGUGAUUUAUAACGAAACGCUUAAGAUCAGCACCUUGUACCUGAACUCCUCACUUCCCGAGGUGGAUCUCACCCGCAUAGGGGUCCAAACCUAUGACCAUUUCACCGUCGAGGUUAUCAGCUCUGUAGAGGACUACAUCUCUUACAUGAAGGAGAUUUUCGACUUUGACGCCAUUGGGUCCUUCCUAAGUCGCCCUGAUUUCACAAUCCACCUUGACUGCCUCCAUGGUGCAAGUGGACCUUACGUGCAGGAGAUCUUCCACACCUGCCUGGGGGUUCCUUUAGCCUCAUUGCAUCACACCACCCCGCUUUCCGAUUUUGGGGGUUAUCACCCCGACCCCAAUCUCACAUAUGCGCAUAACCUUGUGCAAGUGAUGGGGCUACUGCCAAAUGGUUCCAUUGAUAGGAGUAGAGCGGGAGAACAGGUGCCAAGCUUUGGUGCGGCCUUUGACGGCGACGCGGAUCGCAAUAUGAUUCUGGGGUCUCGUUUCUUUGUUAAUCCCUCUGAUUCACUAGCGAUUCUCGUGGCAAACGCCGAGGUGAUUCCUUUUUUUCGGAAAGCCGGGGGCCUUAGUUCGGUCGCACGUUCCAUGCCUACAAGUUGCGCUGUUGACCGAGUCGCUCAAGAAAGAAAUCUCAGAUGCUUUGAAGUUCCCACGGGCUGGAAGUUUUUUGGUAAUCUCAUGGAUAGCAAGACCGUUUUUGGUGGUGAGGACUACAACCCGUUUAUUUGCGGGGAGGAGAGCUUUGGCACGGGCAGCAACCACAUUCGUGAGAAGGACGGUGUGUGGACUUGCUUGUUUUGGUUAUCACUACUCGCAUCCAAGAAUGAUCCCGGUGUCAAUCCAAGCAGAUCGCUGGUGGGUGUUCAAAGCAUUGUGGAGCAGCACUGGGCUUUGUACGGGCUCAAUUACUAUACGCGGUAUGAUUACGAAAAUGUUUCUGUAGACAGUGCAAAUACUGUUAUGGAGAACAUCUUAAGCAAGUUACCAGAGGAAAUUCCUUGUCUGGACGGCAAGCGCUGCUGCAUUGUGGACAGCUUUGAAUACUGUGAUCCUAUAGAUGGGAGUAUAACUUCCAAACAGGGUGUGCGGGUAGUAUUUGAGGACAAUUCUCGUUUUGUGUUGCGACUGAGUAGCACUGGGACCUCAGGUGCUACAAUUCGACUUUACUUGGAAAAAUAUGUGGGUCCGGCUUUUGUGACCGAUAAUUUACGAAAAGGAACACUCCCACCCUCCUCUGAGGGCUUGAGAGAGUUGAUACAAAUUUCGCUUGAUGUUUCCAAAAUCCCUGAGGCUACAGGUCGUGAUGCACCCACUGUUAUUACAUAA